AAUUAACUUGACAUCGUCAUUUGCAUUCCGUUAGGAGCUUUGAAAGAAGUUGAUCACUAUGAAAGAUUUUAUUGCAAUAAGCUUAUCAUUGAUAUCAAGCAUAGCCUACGCUAAUUUGCCAAAACCAAAUAUAUGUGGACUAGAGAAUGCUGACAAGAUUUACCCGGGAAACGUGACAGGAAUCACUAGUUAUCCAUGGGCAGUCAAUCUGGUUUUUCGUGAUACUGGAAGGAACAGUGAUCUAUUCCACUGCGGAGGAAGUCUUAUCUCGGAUCGUCAUGUCCUUACUGCAGCACAUUGCUUCGAUAGUCUUAGCGACGACUUUAAACUUCAACACAUACGUCUGGGCGAAUGGAAUUUCCAAACCGAAUUGGAUUGUGACUAUGAAGAUUAUUGCAAUGGACCGAUUUUGAAGCUAGGUUUUGAAAAGAUUGUUUCUCAUGCUGAUUACAAUAAGAAAACUUUACUGAACGAUAUUGCAAUGGUUAAAUUGAACAGAAGUAUCGAGUUCACUGAAGCCAUUUCCCCAGUAUGUCUACCUUUGAGUGAGGAGCUAAGAAAUAUAAAAAUUGAAAAUACAAGGUUUACAGUGGUCGGAUGGCGGAAUAAUAGGCAUAGAAAUGGAACAUAUGAGCACGCUAGUUCAAUUAAAUUGCACGAUUGGUCAUUAGCUGGAGUUGACCAGGAAUCUUGUAGUAAUAUGAACAGCGAGGCUGUUGAUUUUUCUCAGUUGUGCGCGAUUGGCGAAGAUACAUGCCGUGGCGAUUACCAAGUUUUUAAGUUGGAUCGAUGAAAACAUGGCAGAAUAAGCAGUAAAUAAAUACAGGGUAAAAAAACUAGAAUAAAAUAUAAAUAUUGAUUUUCUAACCUACAUAUAUUUCAAAAAACUUUUUUGUUGUAGAAAGUUCAUUAGGGUGUCAACAAAUUAUCUUUUGUCUGGAAAUUCGAGGACUCAACAAUCAAUUGGUAACAGUGGCGCGGGAAGUGGGUAGGACAGGUAGGACAUGUACUACCCACAAAAACACCUGGGUAGGACAGUCAAAGGGUUGUCCUACCCAUGAUUCAAAAAAAAAUACAAGAUCAGUGGAAUGCAAUUUAUCAUAUGUUCAAUAUACAAAAACACUCGAUGGUAGAUA
Aedes aegypti (yellow fever mosquito) is the source of this 1136-nucleotide messenger RNA. RefSeq names its product serine protease easter. Gene Ontology annotation, molecular function: serine-type endopeptidase activity. Lineage: Eukaryota; Metazoa; Arthropoda; Insecta; Diptera; Culicidae. The record is from RefSeq and is a predicted model, not a curated record. The transcript is spliced from 4 exons. The coding region runs from base 59 to 793 and encodes 244 amino acids. Gene Ontology annotation, biological process: proteolysis.